AUGCCAGGUUUAGAUAGGGAAUUAGUGGAGCAGAAGCAGCCAAUAAAAGAGGGAUACCUUCCAGUCAAACAGGCCAGAAGAAGAAUGUUCAUGGACACAGAACUGAAGGUCAAAGAAGAAAUAGAAAGGUUGCUCAAAGCAGGAUUCAUCAGACUAGUCAUCUAUGCUGAUUGGCUAGCUAAUAUUGUACCAGUUCUGAAAAGAAAAACUGGGGCAGUCAGAAUCUGUGUGGAUUACAGAAAUCUAAAUGAAGCUUCUCCCAAGGAUGAGUACCCUAUGCCAAUGGCAGACAUGCUAGUAGAUGGAGCUGCUCACAACCAGAUGCUAUCUUUUAUGGAUGGCAAUGCAGGUUACAAUCAAAUCAUGGUGGCAGAAGGAGACAUCCACAAGACAGCCUUCAUGUGUCCAGGACAUAUAGGUGCUUUUGAGUACACUCACCAACAAGCUUUUGAGGAAAUCAAGCAUUACCUCUCAAAUCCACUAGUUCUGUCCCCACCAAAGAGAGGCAGACCACUCAAGCUCUAUGUAUCUGCAUCAGAAGUAUCCAUUGGGAGUUUGUUGGUUCAAGAUAACAAAGAAGGGAAGGAACAGGCAGUCUACUACUUGAGCAGAACUCUGACAGAGGUGGAAAGAAAAUAUUCUGCAAUUGAAAGACUUUGCAUAGCCUUGUACUUCACUGCUGUGAAACUCAUACACUACAUGCUGCCAUACACCAUCUACAUCAUUGUCAAGACAGAUCUGAUUAAGUACAUGCUAACUAGGCCAAUGUUGAGAGGCAGAAUUGGAAAAUGGACCUUGGCCUUGACAGAAUUUGCCCUCAGGUAUGUUCCUCAGAAAGCUGUCAAGGGACAAGCUGUGGCAGACUUCCUAGCAGAUCAUCCUGGAGAGGAGAUUGAGAACAUGGACUCUUUGGACAUAGCAAAUGCAGAUAUGUUAACUAGAGCUCACACUUGCUUUAACAAUCCUAUUUAUUCAGUUCAUCUCACACCUUGGAAGCUGUAUUUUGAUGGAUCAAAAACUGAUAUAGCUUCUGGGGCAGGGAUUGUUUUGGAAGAACCACUUGGAAUCAGACACUGUUAUUCUUUCCAGUGCACCAACAACAGGGCAGAAUAUGAAGCUCUAAUCAUAGGAUUAGAAAUGCUGGUGGAACUAGGAAUCCAAUCUGUAGAAAUCCCAGGAGAUUCAAUGCUUGUAUUAAAACAGAUUGCUGGGGAAUCCAAGUGUCUUAGUCCUUCUCUAGCUGUAUAUCUAGUGGCAGCUAGGAAUCUUCUGACAGAAUUUAGAGAAGCUACUUGGGAACGCAUCCCAAGGGAGGAAAACUGUGCAGCCAAUGAACUGGCCCAAGUAGCAACAGGUAUACAAAUACCUGAAGACUGUGUACAGAGGAUCAUCAAGGUGGGAAAGAAAAGCCUGCCAUCAGUUCUGACUAGGGGGAUGGAGAUAGAUGUCAAUUCUGUCAUAAUCAUUGAAGAUGAUUGGAGAAAGCCUAUCAUAACCUAUUUGCAAUAUCCAACCUUACCUUAUGAAAAAAGAGUCAGAAUCAUGGCUUUGAACUAUCUUAUGUGGAAUGAAGAUUUGGUUCGAAAAAGUAAGGAUGAGGUGCUUUUAAGGUGCCUCGGAAAUAAAGAAUACAUGAAAGUCAUGGGGGAAACUCAUGAAGGAAUCUGUGGAGCCCAUCAAGGUGGGAGGAAAAUGUGCUGGUUAAUUAGAAGGUAUGGCUACUUCUGGCCAAUCAUGAUGAAAGAUUGCAUUGACUAUUCCAAGGGGUGUGAGUCUUGUCAAAGACACGGCCCAAUCUAG
Molecule: messenger RNA, 1800 nt
Organism: Prunus armeniaca (apricot)
Lineage: Eukaryota; Viridiplantae; Streptophyta; Magnoliopsida; Rosales; Rosaceae
Source: the annotation of a GenBank genome assembly